Molecule: messenger RNA, 6749 nt
Organism: Labeo rohita (rohu)
Lineage: Eukaryota; Metazoa; Chordata; Actinopteri; Cypriniformes; Cyprinidae
Gene: large1
Product: LARGE xylosyl- and glucuronyltransferase 1
Exons: 15
Coding region: 542-2815 (757 amino acids)
Biological process (GO): protein O-linked glycosylation via mannose
Molecular function (GO): xylosyltransferase activity; glucuronosyltransferase activity
Source: RefSeq, a predicted model, not a curated record
AAUGAGAACUGGAGGAGGCUGGGAAACAAACAGGGAGUGUUGUGUAGACUAGAGGCCGCAGUGUUCAUAUUAUACGCAUCGAUAUCACAAAAAUGAUCGAAUAAACGGCUCGUUUGGCGGAUUGGAAUGCACAACUAGCGUGCAAGGAAGCAGAAGACGAUAUUUCCCGCAGAUCUUUACUGAAGACAAACCACCACCAUCAAAUCCAGCAUGCGGCAUUUUUACGCGCUGAUCUUGCAUCUAAAAUGAACACAAACGCGUCCUGAGACACUCACAUAUCUGUGGUAUCUCCUCGCGGUGAUUCUUAUUGGAUUUGGGAAGACGAUUAACAUUAAAGGCGUUAGUUCUUCAUUCAUGCAAAUAUCGCAGGAAUACUGAAGAUCAUCUGUUUGUCUGUCAUUGUGGGUUUAUUUUAGUGACAAUAAAGGACUCGUAAAGUCACAAGUGAUUUCAACAUCACAGAGCAGUGCCAUGUACCCCCCGUCCAAACAGCUGAUGCCCACAUAGAGGUCUCUGAUCAGACACCCUCUGGCUGCAGAGGAUGCUGGGAAUGUGUCGUGGGCGCAGGAAGUUUGUGGCUGCCUCCCUCGCCGUGAUAUUUAUCCCGGCCCUCACCUGGCUCUAUCUGUCAUCCGCAAAUUUCACAGUCAAACCGCUGCCUCUGUCACCGCUGGAUCCUCAGUCAUCUGUGCUGAUUGGAGCGGCCGCUGAGCAUCAGGAUUUGGAGCUGCGGCUACGAGAUGUGGAGGAACAUAACCAUGCGCUGCGGAGAGAGAGUAGCCUGCCACCCAGGGUUCCAACCCAUAGCAGCCAUCAUAGCAACAGUCGCCAAGGCAACCAGUUACACACCCACUCCACAGAAGAGGGUACAGGUGAUAGCGAGGCUAAAAAAGGAAUUGCCUCAGGCAACAGCUCGGACUGUGUGCCUCAGCCUGUGGUGAACAAAUGUGAGACCAUUCAUAUUGCCAUUGUGUGCGCGGGUUACAAUGCGAGCAGAGAUGUUGUCACUUUGGUCAAGUCAGUUCUGUUUCACAGACGGAACCCACUCCACUUCCAUUUCAUCACCGACUCCAUCGCUCGGAAGAUCCUGGCCGAUCUCUUCCACACCUGGAUGGUGCCGGCCGUUCAUGUCAACUUUUAUGACGCUGAUGAGCUGAAGUCUGAGGUGUCUUGGAUCCCUAAUAAGCAUUAUUCUGGCAUCUACGGGCUGAUGAAGCUGGUACUGACCAAGACACUGCCCUCUGACCUACAGAAGGUCAUCGUCCUGGAUACUGACAUCACCUUUGCCACGGACAUUGCUGAGCUGUGGGUCGUCUUCCACAAGUUCAAAGGUCAGCAGGUUCUUGGUUUGGUAGAGAAUCAGAGUGAUUGGUACCUGGGGAACCUGUGGAAGAACCAUCGGCCAUGGCCAGCGCUGGGCAGAGGCUUUAACACUGGUGUGAUUCUGCUGUUGUUGGAUCGUUUGAGGAAACUAAAGUGGGAACAGAUGUGGCGGCUGACAGCAGAGAGGGAGCUCAUGAGCAUGCUGUCUACAUCACUCGCUGAUCAGGACAUCUUCAAUGCUGUAAUCAAGCAAAACCCGUUCCUGGUGCACCAGCUGCCCUGCUUUUGGAAUGUUCAGCUGUCGGAUCACACUCGCUCCGAAAAGUGCUACAAAGAUGUGUCUGACCUCAAGGUCAUUCACUGGAACUCUCCGAAGAAACUGCGUGUAAAGAACAAACAUGUGGAGUUCUUCAGGAAUCUCUAUCUGACAUUCCUGGAGUAUGAUGGGAAUCUGCUGAGGCGAGAGCUCUUUGGCUGUCCCAGCGAAACAGACCACAACUCUGAGAAUCUUCAAAAAACCCUAUCUGAGCUGGAUGAAGAUGACCCAUGUUAUGAGUUUCGUCGGGAGCGCUUCACAGUGCACCGCACACAUGUCUAUUUCCUGCACUAUGAGUACGAACCAGCCUUAGAUAACACUGACGUGACACUGGUGGCCCAGCUAUCUAUGGACAGGCUUCAGAUGCUAGAGGCCAUCUGUAAACACUGGGAAGGGCCCAUCAGUCUGGCCCUCUACCUCUCAGAUGCCGAAGCUCAGCAGUUCCUGCGAUACGCUCAGGGCUCUGAGGUCCUGAUGAGCAGGAGCAACGUGGGAUACCACAUAGUCUAUAAAGAAGGCCAGUUCUACCCUGUUAAUCUGCUGCGUAAUGUUGCUAUGGGGCAGGUCAACACGCCCUACAUGUUUCUGUCGGAUAUUGACUUUUUGCCCAUGUAUGGACUCUAUGAGUACCUCAGGAAAUCGGUUGUUCAGCUUGAUAUGGCAAACACUAAAAAGGCUCUUGUGGUUCCUGCGUUUGAAACACUGCGUUAUCGACUGUCCUUUCCCAAAUCUAAAGCAGAGCUCCUUUCACAGCUCGACAUGGGCACUCUAUUCACAUUCAGAUACCAUGUCUGGACAAAAGGUCAUGCUCCAACAGACUUUGCCAAAUGGAGAACAGCUACAACACCAUACCGAGUUCAGUGGGAGGCUGACUUUGAGCCUUAUGUAAUGGUCAGACGAGAAAGCCCAGAGUAUGACCGGCGCUUCGUGGGGUUUGGGUGGAAUAAAGUAGCUCACAUCAUGGAGCUGGAUGCUCAGGAGUACGAGUUUGUGGUUCUACCCAACGCCUACAUGAUCCACAUGCCCCACGCGCCCAGUUUUGACAUCACCAAGUUUCGCUCGAACAAACAGUACCGUGCUUGUCUGAAGACACUGAAGGAGGAGUUUCAGCAGAAUAUGUCCCGGCGCUAUGGUUUCGCCGCACUCAAAUACAUGACAGUGGAUAACAACAGCUAGCCGAGCACAUUGUUCAGCAAAUCGAUAAAAUAACUGUCAUGAGCUGAUCCAGGAGUGCUGUGUGACAGCCCCUUUAUGGAUGUAUUCAGUGAAACUGAAAUUGCAGGGUCAUUAGGAGGCACGGCUUGUGAUCAUCCAUUCAUUCAGGGAUCUGAUAAGAUGUUUAUCAGUGGUGUUUGACAAAGGUGCCGAGAAAUAAACUGAUUAGAAGUCAUUGAUGAACUUUUGUGAGAAGGCAAGCAGAUCCUACAAAUGGAAACUUCUAGAAUAAAUCAAGGUCUGUUGUUACUUAUAAAUUAUGGACAACAACACUGAUGCACUUCAGAUUAAAGCCUUGAAUCUGUCUGUCUUUCAGUCAACCUAUCAUUCUGUCUAACUUUCUGCCUUUCUAACAAACGUCUUCACUUUAUAUUUUGAAGAUACUGGUCUGUCUAACAGUCUAUCUAUAUCUCUGCCUAUAUCUUGCUGUCUAACUAUUUAGUAUCUCUUUUGCUCUUCUGCCUGUAUUUGUUUAUAUGUUCAUCUAACACUUUAUAACAAACUCUGUAUCUAAGCACCUAUCAUCUCUCUUCCAUUCAGUCUGCCUAUAUCUUAAUUUAACAAUGUCUACAUCUGUCUCUUUAUCUAACAAACAGUCUGUAUCUCUUUACAUCUGUUUGUCUACACAUCUCUAUCUCUAUCUCUCUUUCUAACAUAUCUAUGUCUCUUUAACUGUCUAUCAAACAAUCUGUCUUUUUGUCUGCCUAUAACCAUUUUUGUUUAGCAGUGGCUGUAUUUGUCUGUCUAAAGAUCUGCCUACAUUUCUGUCAGUUUAUAUCUCUGUCUAGCAAACUGAUUAACAAUCUGUCUAUAUCUCUCUCUGUCUAACCAACUGUCUGUCUGUCUUGCAAUCUAUCUAUAGGCUAUCUCUCAGCCUCUCUAGCUGUCUGUAUCUCAUUCUGUUCAAUGUCUUUAUCAGUCUGUCUAACAGUCUUUCUAUAUCUCUGCCUAUAUCUUGCUGUCUAACUAUUUAGUAUCUCUUUUGCUCUUCUGCCUGUAUUUGUUUAUAUGUUCAUCUAACACUUUAUAACAAAAUCUGUAUCUAAGCACCUAUCUAUCUCUCUUCCAUUCAGUCUGCCUAUAUCUUAAUUUAACAAUGUCUACAUCUGUCUCUUUAUCUAACAAACAGUCUAUAUCUCUUUACAUCUGUUUGUCUACACAUCUCUAUCUCUAUCCCUCUUUCUAACAUAUCUAUGUCUCUUUACCAGUCUAUCAAACAAUCUGUCUUUUUGUCUGCCUAUAACCAUUUUUGUUUAGCAGUGGCUGUAUUUGUCUGUCUAAAGAUCUGCCUACAUUUCUGUCAGUUUAUAUCUCUGUCUAGCAAACUGAUUAACAAUCUGUCUAUAUCUCUGUCUGUCUAACCAACUGUCUGUCUGUCUUGCAAUCUAUCUAUAGGCUAUCUCUCAGCCUCUCUAGCUGUCUGUAUCUCAUUCUGUUGAUGUCUAUAUCAGUCUGUCUGACAGUCUUUCCAUAUCUCUGCCUAUAUCUUGCUGUCUAACUAUUUAGUAUCUCUUUUGCUCUUCUGCCUGUAUUUGUUUAUAUGUUCAUCUAACACAUCUGCCUACAUCUCUGUUUGUUUAUAUCUCUGUCUAGCAAACUGAUUAACAAUCUAUCUGUAUCUCUGCCUCUGUUUGUCUAAAUCUGUCUGUAUCUCUUCAUAUCUGUCUCUCUCCUUCUCUCACACUCUUUGUAUACAGUCUGCCUGUCUAACAAUCCAUCUAUAUCUUUCUAACGAACUAUCAAUGUCUUUAUCUCUUUAUCUGUCUCCUUGUCUAUCUUUAAUCUUUUUAUCAUCAAUUUGCUCCAACAAUGUCUUUUUACUCUCUCUCUCUUUCUCGUUCUUUCUCUCUUGAUUCAAGGUUUCUUUCUCAGUGUUGACAGUUGUUGUGUGUCAUGAAGUAGUUGGAUAUGUGUUCAUUCUCAGUGCAGAUGUGAACAAAUGUAAUAAACAGGGAUCUUAAUUCAUCGGACUGGCAAUAAUAUGAAAUGAGAGGCCAAAGUGAACACAUCAUAGACACAUUAGAGAUGGUUAUUUAAGUGUUACUGAUUGUCAUUCUCCAUCAGAGAGCAUUGUGUCACACUAACAGACUUAUGCACUUGAUUACAGGCUUAAUUAACAGACUUAGUCAUUUUCUUCAUAAUUUGUAAAAGAUAGUGGAGUUGAUGCUGAUGCAGUAGCAGGAUGUGUCAUGAGUGUGUUUUGUAGUUACUUUGUAAGCAGACUAUCAGCCAACAACAUGUCUGACUCAGGCUCCUGUUCUCACUGAAUUAUCAGCUGAUAUUUUGCCUUUUUCGCCACCCUGACAGCACACAAGCUCAACGUUGCCGAGACAUCAGUGUAUUAGUUUUCAUAUACCAUAUGUCUCUAAAAUGUUUCCUGUCUGAUGUUAUACUGACAUUUAGCAGUUUAUCACAUUCAUGAUUGUGAAAUUUUUGUGAAUCAGAUAUUUUCAAAAUGUUUAUACACGAUAUUUAGAACUUUAUGCGUUCUUCAACAGGCAUCUCGGCAUCGUACGUGUGUUUACUGCGGUAUCAAUGAAGUGCUUUUAAUAGGCUACAGUCUGUGUCGUGUGCAUUACAGUAUGCCUGCGAGAUCAUCUUUAUAAGUUGACCUCAACCACAGGACUGCUGCUUUAUUUUGUGUUAUUUCAUUAUUUGGAACGGACCAUAGACCGGUCAUGCUAAUGUCCUAUAGAGCCCCUUGUGGCAAAGCUGAGAACGCACUCGCACUUGCAUUUACCAGUUGCAUUGUGAAAAAUUUUGGAAGAAGUCUUUGUGUUUACAUAUUUGCUUGGAGUAAGUUUUGGGCCUAGUACGAGCAGAUAAAAAAAAAAAAUCUGUGAAAACAACGCAGUGAAUGUGUGCUGCUCAUGUUAAAAAAUUACAGGUCCAUUAGAGCAGACGUGGGCUAGUUGUCGCUUUUUUUUUUUUUUACUGUAGUGACUAUUCUCAGGGGUUUAUUUUUAAUCAGUUUCUGUAUAGACAUAAACCUUAAAAACUUGAGAAAACUUUUGAGAUAUUUUUAGCAGUACUGUCCUGGAAAAAAACAAAAACAAAAAAACAGUUCAUUCAAUAUAGUGGCAUGUUGUCAUACUGGAUGAAGUAAGAUUUCAGGCUCUUUAAAUUCCUUUUCACUAGAAUUUAAAUCUUAAAGCAUUUUAACACACACAUCAUAGAAAACUACAAAUGUCAGUGUGGUUUUGAGUUUACUUGUGCAACCUUUAUUACAAAAUUAUAAUAUUCCCUGUGACAACUAGCCCCGGUCUCCUGUAUUUGUUACGUAAGAAGUAAAACCAGCAAGUUAAGUUAUAAAUGGACAACAUUUGUGUGUGUGACUUUUCUAAAGUAAAAUCUUCUUAAGGAUACUAUGUUCCAUCCAGUUUAUUUUGCAUUCAGUUGGAAACCGUCCACAUCACUGUACUGAAUAAAGUGCUGAUAUGUUCAGAUGAGGAAGCCUUAUGUCCAUGUCCUUUUGUGGAUACAAGUUUCAAAGGUGGCAGUAUUACUACUGAUAUUCUGAGUGCUCACUGAGAUGGUUGCUUUGGAGCGGUGUCAUUAUUUUUCGGUAUUUUCUGAGGUUGUAUGUGCAAACUAGCUGAUUGAUGUGUGUGUUUAAUAUGAAUAUAAACAGCCACAUGUCCAGGAUAACACUGAUAAAACUGCUUAUGAAUUAAAUCAUGUCUUUGCUGCUUAUUUUACUGUUGCAUACAUGAUGUUACAGUGCAAAACAUUGUUUUUCAAACAUACACAGCACACCGUUUGAAUAUUUCAUACAUUCAUUGCAUUUUCUUUAUGUAUCUGCUAACCACUUAAAGCAUAAAUUGUUGAAAAAGAAUUUGAAAUGUCAUUCUCUGAAUUAAUGUGACUUCAGUUUAUAUAUAAAAAUAAAAUAUUU